Akanthomyces muscarius is the source of this 405-nucleotide messenger RNA. RefSeq lists its product as uncharacterized. NCBI's taxonomy places the organism in Eukaryota, Fungi, Ascomycota, Sordariomycetes, Hypocreales, Cordycipitaceae. The record is from RefSeq and is a predicted model, not a curated record. The coding region runs from base 1 to 405 and encodes 134 amino acids. The transcript has a single exon.
AUGGUCGCAGUCGCCAAGGUCUACGUCCUGGCGGAUUACUACGGCAUCGACAACCUCAUGCAGGUAUGCAUAGACAACCUCCGGGAGUUGAUGAGGUACAACAAAGAGACCUCAGUCAUUGUCGAGGCUAUCAAAUUUUGCUUUGUUGAGCAUGCGCUGCCGAAGCUCAGGGAGGCGAUGCUGGAGUACUGCGCCGCGCAUCUUAGUUACUUGAUCAUGGAUUCGGAGUUCACAAAGUUGGUCAAAAAGGACCCCACCAUUAUGCUUCUGCUCACCAAGAGAUUCAUGAGACUGUUGGAGUGCGAAACGGCAGACAGUACGGAUGAACAAUGGAAAGAGAUUCAGGGAGAGAAGAAGAAGAGAAUGAGGCCCAGAAUUAGCCCAAGUGGCUCUCAAAGCACCUGA